AGGAGCACAGCACACACUGACUUUUUAAAGUCCACUUUAGCUCUGAGAGGGGACUUGCCUUGAGCCCAAGAGUUACCCUCACUUCAAAUCUUCUCUCUCUCUUUGGUUUCAGAUCUCAGGCAGUGGCAGCCAUUGAUAGUUGCAGAAGAAAUAGAUGCUAGUGGAAAUGGGGCUCUCGAGAUCUCUUGCUAAAUUCACUGCUAGCGCCGCCGUUAUUGUCUUCUUGAUUUCUUGUUUCAGCUUUACUUCUACAGAUGCCUUUGAUCCACUUGAUCCCAAUGGAAACAUCACUUUAAAAUGGGAUGUAAUCAGCUGGACUGCUGAUGGCUAUGUUGCUGUCGUUACGAUGUACAACUUUCAGCAAUAUAGGCAUAUUCAAGCCCCGGGUUGGACGUUGGGAUGGACAUGGGCGAAAAAGGAGGUUAUUUGGAGCAUGAUGGGAGCUCAAACUACAGAACAAGGAGAUUGUUCGAAGUUUAAGGCGAAUAUUCCACAUUGCUGUAAAAAGGACCCUAUAGUCGUCGACUUGUUACCCGGAACUCCAUACAAUCAACAGAUUGCGAAUUGUUGCAAAGGAGGAGUUAUUAACUCGUGGGGCCAGGAUUCACAAACCGCGGUGAGCUCGUUCCAAGUUAGUGUUGGCCAAUCGGGAACCACCAAUAAAACGGUUAGGUUACCAAAGAAUUUCACCUUGAAAGCGCCUGGCCCUGGUUAUACUUGCGGGCCAGCAAAAGUUGGCAAACCGACCAAGUUCAUUUCGGGAGACGGGAGAAGAAUAACACAAGCUAUGAUGACGUGGAACGUGACGUGCAUGUAUUCGCAGUUUCUAGCUCAAAAAACCCCGACUUGUUGUGUCUCACUCUCGUCCUUCUACAACGACACAAUUGUGCCCUGCCCAACGUGCACUUGUGGCUGUCAAAACAAUGGCACUCAACGUGAAAACUGUGUAGAUUCAGAUUCUCCCCACCUAGCUUCAGUUGUAUCGGAUCAUGGGAAUGCGAAUUCGAAGGCCAACUUGGCUCCUUUGGUCCAAUGUACAAACCACAUGUGCCCGAUCAGAAUUCAUUGGCAUGUGAAGCUUAACUACAAGGAAUAUUGGCGGGUGAAGAUCACCGUAACAAACUUCAAUUACCGGAUGAAUUAUUCACAAUGGAACAUGGUUGUCCAACAUCCCAACUUCGACAAUCUGACACAGAUCUUCAGCUUUAACUACAAGGCUUUAACGCCUUAUGGAUCAUUAAAUGACACUGCAAUGUUAUGGGGUGUGAAAUUCUACAAUGAUUUUCUCUCGCAAGCUGGUCCUUUAGGAAAUGUCCAGUCGGAGCUUCUAUUCAAAAAGGAUUUAACGAGUUUCACAUUCGAGAAGGGCUGGGCUUUUCCACGCAGAGUUUAUUUCAACGGGGACAACUGUGUCAUGCCCCCGCCCGAUUCUUACCCAUAUUUGCCCAAUGCUAGUUCUAGACACAAGACCUCUCUACUCUCUCUAGUGGUGGCAUUGAUAUCAUCCAUAGCAUUCUUCUUCGUGUGAAUCUGAAAUAUGCCUCGUUGAGACCAUUUGAAAGCGCUCAUAUAUAGCUGUCAUCUCUACCGAGAGUCAUUCCCACAACUAAGGGCGUCUGUAUGCAAGAGAGCAAUGGAGUUGAGCAGUCGUCGUGGAUUUUAGGUGUGUUUGUUGUACCAUUAUCCGAAUUGCUGCCAUAUUUUUUGUUGUAGGAAUUGUUCAGCAGUUUGUUUUCGUAUUCUGCUAAAAACAUUAAAACAUAUUGUUUGUAGAUGUUGGAGUUCA
This is a messenger RNA of Ipomoea nil (Japanese morning glory), 1786 nucleotides long. Its product is annotated as protein COBRA-like. Bases 155 to 1528 code for a protein of 457 amino acids. Gene Ontology annotation, cellular component: plasma membrane. Gene Ontology annotation, biological process: plant-type cell wall cellulose biosynthetic process; cellulose microfibril organization. The transcript has 6 exons. NCBI's taxonomy places the organism in Eukaryota, Viridiplantae, Streptophyta, Magnoliopsida, Solanales, Convolvulaceae. The record is from RefSeq and is a predicted model, not a curated record.